Adelges cooleyi (spruce gall adelgid) is the source of this 2062-nucleotide messenger RNA. RefSeq names its product synaptic vesicle glycoprotein 2B-like. Gene Ontology annotation, molecular function: transmembrane transporter activity. The transcript has 12 exons. The record is from RefSeq and is a predicted model, not a curated record. NCBI's taxonomy places the organism in Eukaryota, Metazoa, Arthropoda, Insecta, Hemiptera, Adelgidae. Gene Ontology annotation, cellular component: membrane. Bases 213 to 1775 code for a protein of 520 amino acids. Gene Ontology annotation, biological process: transmembrane transport.
GUCUAUUAGUCUUGUCGGAGGUAACCGAUUGUCGCACAACACACGCGGUAAUCAAUAAGUGCACUAGUGCAGUAAUCGUCGGGGCCGGAUCGUUGAUUUUAUUGUCGUUAGAGAAACUAAUAUAUACUUGGUUUGACCGUCGACGGUUGUCCUGAGUUCAGUGUAUCUAUGCAGAAACUCGUAUUGAAAUCGCACCAAACACCAGUAACGUGAUGGGUUUGGACUUCUUAGACAAUGGUUCAAUUUUCGAGCAUGCCAUUACGUGCGCAGAAUUUGGCAAAUUCCAUUAUUAUUUGUUGGCACUUAGCGGCCUCAUCUACACCAACUGUGCCAUAUCCAUAACUGUUGUAUCAUUCGUGUUACCGUCUGCACAAUGCGAUUUCAACCUGAGUUCGUCCGACAAAGGGCUGUUGAAUGCCGUACCUUUGUUUGGCAUGCUUUUGGGUGCGUAUUUUUGGGGAUGUCUGGCCGACAUGCACGGAAGAAAAAAAGCUCUGAUUGCUGCAUUACUUCUAGACGGCAUUUUUAGUUUGAUUUCCAGCUUCCUCACGUUCUUUUGGCCGUUUUUGUUAUGCCGUUUCUUCAGCGGUUUCGGCGUAUCGGGUUACUUGGGAAUCCUGUUUUCGUACUUGGGUGAAUUCCAACCGAAAAUAUACAGAGAAAAAGUGUUGUCGUGGCUGGAAAUGUUUUGGACACUCGGCGCUGUAGCGUUACCAUUGAUAGCAUGGGGUAUCAUUCCAAUACCGCUGCAGUACACUUACAGUAUUUUCAAGUAUUCAUCGUGGAACGGAUUUCUCACGUUAUGUUCAUUGCCCAGCAUCUUGUUGGCCUUGUGGCUGACCCGGUUUCCGGAAAGUCCGAAAUUCUUGUUAGAGUGCGGCGAAUACGAAGAAGCUCUCAAGUGUCUGAAACGGAUUUACACGGAAAACACUGGCGAACCCGGCGAUACGUAUCCCGUGAGAAGUUUGAUCGAGAACGAAGUCCGGUGCAGUGUGGUCAGCAUACAGUCGAAACGGUCGCUGAGAAGCAUGAAAACCGUCAAAACGCCCAAAGACCUGAGGAAUCUACUGAAAGAGAUAUGGUACCAGACCAAGGAAAUGUUUAAGCCACCCCAUCUCAAAAAUACCGUACUUACGUGUCUCAUACAGCUGGGACUGUCUUCCACAUACUACACUAUGAUGCUAUGGUUUCCAGAGUUGUUCAAUAGAUUCGAGCAGUUCGAGCACGAACAACCCGGCAAAGACGUAUCCGUGUGUCAGGUUUCAUCGGUGUACAUCGAACACAACGGGGCUCUUAGCAUGGAUGACUUGUGCGGGUCGGGCGUGGGACAGACGGUUUACACGCAUACGUUGUGGGUCGGAAUAGCGUGCAUACCCACGUCGCUGUGGAUGCCGUUGUGCGUGCACAGAUUGGGCGCCAAGUUUUUUUUAGUCAUAAGUCUUUUCAUAUCCGGCGUCGCAGCGGCCAUGCUUUAUUUCGUCAAGAACGCCAUGCAAAAUCUCAUACUGUCGUGCUUGUUCGAAGCGUUUACCAGUCUGGGAAUUAGCGUACUGAUGUGCAUAAUGGUGGAGUUGUUCCCCACAAACAUGAGAAUUAUGGCCGCAGCCGCGUCUGCUACGUUUGGCCGUUUCGGGUCUUUGAUGGCGAACAUCAUGUUUGGACUUCUGAUCGAUACACACUGCAUACUACUCAUUAUAAUUUUCAGUUCGUCGCUAAUAAUUAGCGGUAUCCUGGCGUUAGCUCUCCCGCGUUCAAACCACAAAGAUUUAGAUUAGGUUUUACACACAACUCGCCACCUAGUGCAUCUUACGAGUAUGUUAUGAUUUAUAAAUAUUAUAUAUAUAUAUAUAUAUUUCUAUUAAGAAUGCGGAAUAUUUAUAAAUGAUAACCUCGACAGUGAAUCAUAUUAAAUCACAUCAUUAUUAUUAUUAUAAUGUAGAUGUAUAACACUUUGAUGUACUAUUAAUGUUUAAAAAAAAAAAAAAUGUAUUAUUGGUUAAGUUUUUAACUUAAACGAAAUGUGACAACUUUUUUUGUAAAUACAAUUAUUAUCGGCUAGUAA